Xiphophorus hellerii (green swordtail) is the source of this 823-nucleotide messenger RNA. RefSeq names its product ribonuclease P subunit p21 (gene rpp21). Gene Ontology annotation, biological process: tRNA processing. NCBI's taxonomy places the organism in Eukaryota, Metazoa, Chordata, Actinopteri, Cyprinodontiformes, Poeciliidae. The transcript is spliced from 5 exons. Bases 105 to 578 code for a protein of 157 amino acids. The record is from RefSeq and is a predicted model, not a curated record. Gene Ontology annotation, cellular component: nucleolar ribonuclease P complex.
UUCUGAAGGGCACAGUCGGAAAUCCAUCGUCGGAGUAAGAAGCUCCAAACUCGGAUGCUACGAAGUUGAGCGCCGGUAAUGUCCGUUUGACACCUGGAUUAGUAAUGGCGGUACAUUUGAAAGACAGAGAAGCCUACGAAAGACUGAACUACCUGUACCAGGCUGCGCACUGUGUCUUAUCUCAAAACCCAAACAACGUGGAGUUGGCUCGGUUCUACUGCUUCACACAGAAAACGAUAGCAAGACGGCUGGUUCUCAGGCAAGACCCAUCAGUGAAGAGAACUGUGUGUAAGAAAUGCUGGUCACUGCUCAUCCCCGGUGUUACUGCCACAACAAGACAGCGGAGAAAAAACAAAAAGAAUCGCUUUACUGUAGUGAGGUGUCUCGGCUGCGGCCAGACCAAGAAUCUACUGAAUAAUCCAGAUCAUUGUUUGUGGGCGGACCGACCCGAGGCACAGCUGGAGCAGCGGAAACAAUCUGAUCCAGGCCCUUCAGCUAAAAAUCAGCCCAAAUGCCCAAAAGCUGAUGGGUCCCAGUCUUCGAAAACACAUGCUGCUCAGAGUUCUACCAGCACAUAGGUUGUUUUGUUUUGUUUUAAAAUAGAAAGCAUACUUUGGAUAAAUACAGUGGCUAAUAUAUAUAUAUUUUUUAAUUUAUUUCACUGAAUACAUGCUGCAAAUUGCGCAUUUUUUCCACAAGUUUUUUUUUUGUCUAAAUAUAAACAAAGUUGAAGCUACAUUUAUUGUUUUUACAUUUUUUCCAAAUAUUUCACAUAAUGCAUCCUUUGCUGUUCAGUUAAAGUAAACCUCUUAUUAGCAUUGAC